Octopus bimaculoides (California two-spot octopus) is the source of this 622-nucleotide messenger RNA. RefSeq names its product protein UXT. Lineage: Eukaryota; Metazoa; Mollusca; Cephalopoda; Octopoda; Octopodidae. Gene Ontology annotation, molecular function: transcription corepressor activity. Gene Ontology annotation, cellular component: mediator complex. The record is from RefSeq and is a predicted model, not a curated record. Gene Ontology annotation, biological process: negative regulation of transcription by RNA polymerase II; positive regulation of transcription by RNA polymerase II.
UUUAUUUAAUUCCUCGCUCUCCCUUGUCGAGCGAGGAAUUUAAAGGUCUCGGAACAGCUUAUAUAUAUAUAUAUAUAUAUAUUGUAUUUAUACCUUAACCAUGCAGACAGAUGAGAAAGUAUUGAGCUACGAAACUUUUCUAAAUGAGCGAUUACGGACUGAUUUGAAGAACAUAUUGGAGCAGCGAGAGACUAUUUAUGGAGAAAUUUCAGAAUACUUACAAUUAAAGUCUAUGAUUGAACGAUUGCAGGACUUGGAUCCAAAAGAUGAGCAACUUAAGACACAAGUAGAUCUCGGUUGUAAUUUUUAUGUCCAAGCUAAAGUACACAAAACUAGUUCCAUUUUUGUUUCUGUGGGUUAUGGCUUCUUUGUGGACUUUACCUUCCAACAAGCACUCAAAUUUAUUGACCAGAAAACUCAAUUAUUGAAUGAAAAGGCAGAUAUUCUUACUAAACAGGCUGCAAAAGUGAAAGCCAACAUCAAGUUGGUGCUUGAGACACUACGUAACAUCCAGAAUAUUGAUGAUGAAUUACCUAAACCACAGAUUGAUAUUUUUGCAUAACAACUAAAUAAAUUCUACAUAUCUGUAAAUAAUAAACAAAUAAAAUAUUUCUUCCAUGAU